Musa acuminata subsp. malaccensis (wild Malaysian banana) is the source of this 661-nucleotide messenger RNA. RefSeq names its product cytochrome b6-f complex subunit 7, chloroplastic. Gene Ontology annotation, cellular component: cytochrome b6f complex. The record is from RefSeq and is a predicted model, not a curated record. NCBI's taxonomy places the organism in Eukaryota, Viridiplantae, Streptophyta, Magnoliopsida, Zingiberales, Musaceae.
CAGCCAGUCAUCUUCUCCUCCACCUUAUCCUCUUCUCGUCUCCUUUCCCUUCUCAUACAAAACUCUCCCCUCUCCCCUCCACCACUGCAACUCUUCCAUCACUGAACCCACAGCACAACACAGAGUGUGGGUUCUCAUACCAACCAAUGGCAGCAAUCUCAGCAGCAGCAGUCCCUGCAGCGGCGGCCGUGUCAUGCUCCAGCCUCAACUCCUCGAUGAGGAGGAAGCACAGUGUGAAAUACAUGCAAGGCAUGAACAGCUUCGGAGGGCUCAAAGCCAACAACAACGUGUCGUCCCUGGGCCUCCCGGCAUGCACCGCCGCCGCCUUCGCCAAGGUUCUGAGCUCUCUGAGGGCGCCACCCAAGGGGAAGACGAAGAGCAGGGGUGGAGCGUUGUCCUCCACCUGCAACGCAGCGGAGGAGAUCUUCCGGAUCGCCGCGAUCAUGAACGGCCUGGUGCUGGUCGGCGUCGCGGUCGGGUUCGUGCUUCUGCGGGUGGAGGCGUGGGUGGAGGAAUCAGAGUCGUAGGCAAGUAGUGGUUGCUUGUAAGUUCCUUCUUCGUCAGGUGGCGGAACUCUGCCAUUUCUGGUAUUGGCUGAUAUGAACUCGAUUCAAGAUGGUAAUUUGGCUAAUCUAUAUUGCCGGCAAUUUCUUGAUUCCAA